Molecule: messenger RNA, 1647 nt
Organism: Cladocopium goreaui
Lineage: Eukaryota; Dinophyceae; Suessiales; Symbiodiniaceae
Source: the annotation of a GenBank genome assembly
AUGGUUCAACACCAAUCAGAGGUGUUUUCCCAUGCUGAAUUUAAAGACGUCCGCAGUGAAGCCAAACUCCGGCCGGGUCUGAACCACGGCCUGCACGCCAUCAUGCGAUUAGCUGGUGAGAGUGUGGAGCUAUGGUCCGGGCAGCGGUUGAUUAUGAUCUCCCGCAACGACGAGCAUCGGCCGCUGGCGCGCUUCGGGGCCACCGUGGCCAUGGCGCCGGACUGCUCGGCCGUCCUUGUCAUGGGCGGGAUUGAAGGACACAUCAUUGGAGGCGUUUGCUUGAAUGAAGUCUGGCGCUUUGAUGUGGAUGAGAAAAUAUGGAACCUGUUGGAAACACCUCCCUGGAGUCCCAGAAGGGGUGCCAUCCCUGUUGUUUGCGAAGGCCGGCUGCUCCUUGUUGGAGGCACUGGAUUAGAUGCUCACCCCGUCCGGGAAGUUUGGGCAGCAGAUAUGCAGAGGUGGUAUCCUGUGAAUUGGCAGUCGACCUCGACCAACGCGCCCUGGGAAGAUGCCAUAUGUGCCCUGUGGGUGUGUAAUUCGCAAAACAAUCAUUAUGGAGGUAGCCUCCUGUUAUUCGACGCAACCAGUACGCUAUGGUCGAGUAAAGAUGACGGCUGCACCUGGAGCAAACUCGCCAAGCUGCCCUUUGGACAAGGCUCUGAACAGUUGGCCUUCGUUUGUCAUUGCUGCGGCGUCCUGGUGGCGGUGACCAUCUCCACCCGGGUUUGGAUGUCGCAGGAUGGUGUGACCUGGUCUGCAGCUGAUGUUGCAAGGGGCGAUCCUAUGGGCCCUUAUAGCAAUGGCAAUUCUCUUCCAAUGUCCGAUCGACCACCAGGUUUACGUUGCCAAGUCACAGAUGUGGUCAGUUUGGAUUCCUCAGAGAUGCUGGUGGUGGCUCGGCAUCGAGAAACCUGCAAGCUCACUCUUUGGCGCCUAGCGCUGCAGGAAGGCAGAGCAUGUUGGCAAUGCCUGGUGCCUGACAUUCACAUCUAUCCAGGUUUCUCCUCGGUGAACCAGUUGGUGGCGGCUGGCCGUGCAGCUGUAAAGACACCAGAGGGCGAGGAGAUGAGAGCAGUGUACGUGGAGUUCAACCCCAUCAACGAGUUCACUGUGUGGCGUGCGAGCCCUCUGGCGGUGGAUCGCCAUCGCCAGAUGCUGGAUCGCUUGGGCACGGGACAGACCAAGGUGGACAUUUUCACCUGGCAGAAACACAUCAUGGGCGCUUUGCUCCCACAGAUGGGCAAUGAUUGGGUCCCGCGUGGUUUGUCGAUCCAAGCCAUCCAAACCAGCGAGUUGCCAUACCAGGAGGAGGAUGAGUUCACAUAUUGGCACUAAGAGCCCCUGAAUGUGGAACUGGCCUUUGGUUGCACGUUUCUUUGGAGGCAGUGUCAGCUAGGCAGUAUCAAAAACACCCUGCAAACGCAUGUUCAGUUUUGAGCGGUUCGCCCGCUUACAGCUGUUGAUGACCUUGGAUUUUGACGCUGACACUCAGAGUCGAUGCUAUGUUUGACUCGACCAUUUGUCUCCAAAAAAAGUCUUUGCUGUGCAUUAGCAAAUCACUGGGCUAGGCCCAAGGAGCUUGCUGCUCUUCCAUCACAGUCCUCGGACUUUUGCAUUUGUCCUGCCACUGCAUGUCUCUCAAGAAAA